This is a messenger RNA of Pollicipes pollicipes, 378 nucleotides long. Its product is annotated as larval cuticle protein 65Ag1-like. Lineage: Eukaryota; Metazoa; Arthropoda; Thecostraca; Pollicipedomorpha; Pollicipedidae. Gene Ontology annotation, molecular function: structural constituent of chitin-based larval cuticle. The coding region runs from base 1 to 378 and encodes 125 amino acids. Gene Ontology annotation, cellular component: chitin-based extracellular matrix. The record is from RefSeq and is a predicted model, not a curated record. The transcript is spliced from 2 exons.
AUGAAGCUGGUUCUCCUCGUCGCCCUGGUGGCCGUCGCCGCGGCCGCGCCGCAGGGGGUACGCACCCUCAGCCAGCGGCUCGACCAGGACCCGCAGGGCAACUACGAGCACAGCUACGAGCAGGACAACGGCCAGAGCGCCAGCGAGGUGGGCCGUGUGUUCCCCGGUCCGGAGCCGGGCACCGGCAGUCUCAGCCAGCAGGGCAGCUUCCAGUUCGUCAGCGACGAUGGCCAGACGUACCAGGUUGCGUACGUGUCGGACGAGGGUGGCUUCCAGCCGCAAGCGGCGCACCUGCCCGUGGCGCCGGCGCAGAUCCCCGAGUACGCCCAGCUGAGGAUCGACCACCCGGAGCUGUUCUGGGCCGAGGGCGCCCAAUAG